Diorhabda carinulata is the source of this 2211-nucleotide messenger RNA. RefSeq names its product potassium/sodium hyperpolarization-activated cyclic nucleotide-gated channel 3-like. The record is from RefSeq and is a predicted model, not a curated record. The transcript is spliced from 5 exons. NCBI's taxonomy places the organism in Eukaryota, Metazoa, Arthropoda, Insecta, Coleoptera, Chrysomelidae. The coding region runs from base 284 to 1864 and encodes 526 amino acids.
GAAACUAGGUAAAUCCACAAUUUCGAUGGGUAAACGAAAAAAAAACAGCCGUAGACUGAUAAAAAUGUAAAUGCAUGAAAAAUCUUCGCAUACAGAAUUGAGGGAAGAUGAUGAAAUUAUAAAAAAAACUAUUAUUUGUUUCAAGUUGAUUGUUAACUUUUGUAUUAAUAUAAUCAAUGUGGGUCUGUAUGUAAUAUUUAUUAACAUCAUUACGGCCUUGCUUGUUUAUGUCAAUAUCAAUUAAAAAUCAAUCUUAGAUAUGAUAUACUGAGAAUUUUUCAAAAUGAGAAUAUUUCCGGACCAGAAUAUCGCCAGAGAGCAUUGUUUAACCUAUCAAGAAGUUGUGACAAGCAGAACUAAUGAAAAGGAAAUAGUACAAUAUAUAUUCAACUCCGGAGCGUUCAUUCAAAUUAAGAGAUGGUUUUUUUAUAGGAUGACUAUAAAUUCUAAACACCCAACGACUUUGAUUUAUUUCAAAUCAUCGAGCUCAAGAAAAAAUGAACAGACAAGACAUUUGAUGCACUACAAAAACACGAUCCAUCCUUUCAGCAUGAUGAACCUAUUUUGGGAAUAUGUCAUGGCUUGGGUUUAUUUAUACAUGUUAAUUACAUAUUUCUUGAGUAGUCUCUACAUAUUCGACGAGUACCUUAAGCUCGGCCACAUUAGGAGAACUAUUGGAGAUUUUAUCUAUUUAUUAGAUAUGAUCCAUUUUUUCUUCGAGGGAUAUUACAAUGCUUUGGAUCAUAGGACAGUUCUCAGUCACCGUUACAUAGCACGCCGAUAUUUAAAGUCUUAUUUUAUAAUUGACGUCAUAGCUUUGUUGCCAAAUAUUUCUUUAAUUGCUUAUCUGAUCACAUGGAGUCCUAAAGUCAUUUAUAUGAGAUAUUUCGGUUUGAUAAGGAUUUUUAGGUUGAAGAGACUCCUCAAUGCUUUUGACCUAAUUAAAAAUUAUAAAGAUUACACGAGCUAUCAUUUGAAAGCAAUCAAAUGUGUUCUCAUAUAUUUUGCAAUCGUUACCUUUUUAUACUCAAUGAUAUUUAUUCUUAGUUAUCAUAUAGACAGAUUUUCAGAAAUUUAUGUAGUCCAUGAUAGUAAUCUCGAUUUUCUUUCUACAACUUUGAUUUUGUUUAUGGUCAGUCAAGGUCUCGAACCCCUUUAUACCCAAUGGACUAUUUUACUUAUCACCAUAUGUUAUUUCUGCGCUUUAUUCAUACAUCUUUUUCUACACGCCCAAGUUUAUCAAGUUUGGAACACGUUUUUUAGUGUAAAAAGCAAGAACGAAGAUUUACUUAAUCAGUUUAAAGAGUAUGUUAGAUACAGAGGUUUGCCUGAAGACCUGAAAAAAAGAAUAUUGUUGUAUUUCAAAUUCAAAUUCCAAAACAAUUUCUACAACGAAAGACAUAUCAAUUACAUUGUUUCGAAUUCUAUUAAAGAAGAAAUUAUGUGUAAUAUAGUCCAUAAAUAUUUGGUAAAAGCAUAUAUUUUGAAGACUUUGCCAAGAAAUAUUCUGCUGAAAGUGGUGACGAAACUGAAAUCGGAGAUAUUCCUACCGGAUGAUAUUGUAGUUAUAGCCGGUAAACCUGCUCAAAAUAUAUAUUUUAUUUACUAUGGACAACUAGCCGUUUACAACAGGCAUGGAAUCGAAAUAGCGCAUAUCGAAGAUGGAGACUGUUUUGGAGAAAUGGAUACUCUUUUUUACGAGGUACAGAGUUACACCGUUGUAGCAAUAACACCAUGCGAGUUGUUCAGUCUUAGCAGAGAGGCUUUUAUGGAAAUUAUAGACAAAAAUAUCGAAUUGAAAAAAAGAGUGAUGGCUGAGGCGAAAGUUCGAUUACUUGCUGCCUCGAACUACCAUUUCAAUUAACUUUUAAAAGAUGAAAUUUCCAACAAUUCAUUCGGCACUAAUGAAUAUUGAUGAAGAUCAUUCAAAAAAUAACAUGCUAUAUUAGCCAGCUCCAACACUUCGCUUUUUUUCAUCAUGGCAGUUUCUUUUAUUGUAUUUACAUAUUUAUGAGUUUCUUCCCAUUCUUGUUUUCCAAUUUUCUGCAUACUACAAAUUAUUUUAUUUCAUUUUCCGCAUUUUAGACAUACGAUUUUGUAAAUUUUCCCAAUAUUCAUACCACUAUUUACCCACUUUUCCUAUUAUUAUAUUAUACGAGAUGUGUCUAAAAAGUUCGUUGAAUGGUCUUAGAAACGAAACAAAACAGAAGA